AUGGCCUCCAAGACGCCUAAGUUGCCGCCCGCGAGGUUUGUGCGCUCGGUCCUCAAGUCUUUCAUGCAGGACUCGGGCCUCGAACCACGCCUCUUUGGGCCUCAUCUCCGUAUCACCAAUGCUCAGGAGGGCCGCGUCGACUUUGAGCUGGAUAUCCAGCCUCACCACACGAUCCUCCACGGCGGCACCAUUGCCAGUAUGGUCGACCUUGGAGGCUCCCUGGCUGUUGCUUCCAACGGCCUCUAUGCCACUGGCGUAUCCACCGAUCUUAACGUCACUUAUAUCGGCAGCGGCGGCAAGGUCGGUGACAAGCUCCGGGCAACUGCUGUUCUUGACAAGAUCGGCAAGACUCUUGCCUAUACAACCGUCACCUUCUACAAUGACAAGGGUGAGAUGACCGCCAGGGGAAGCCAUACAAAGUACGUCCGCGCAGCCUGGAACCCCGACCUCCCAUUAUGGCAUGCCCCUGAGGGAGCGCCAGUCGCCGAGGAGGAGCCUGAGGGCAACGGGGAGGCCAAGUCUAGCUAG
This is a messenger RNA of Thermochaetoides thermophila DSM 1495, 528 nucleotides long. RefSeq lists its product as uncharacterized. Bases 1 to 528 code for a protein of 175 amino acids. The transcript has 8 exons. Gene Ontology annotation, molecular function: fatty acyl-CoA hydrolase activity. Lineage: Eukaryota; Fungi; Ascomycota; Sordariomycetes; Sordariales; Chaetomiaceae. The record is from RefSeq and is a predicted model, not a curated record.